This is a messenger RNA of Gadus morhua (Atlantic cod), 4968 nucleotides long. It is a transcript of the gene pcdh18b, whose product is annotated as protocadherin 18b. Gene Ontology annotation, cellular component: plasma membrane. NCBI's taxonomy places the organism in Eukaryota, Metazoa, Chordata, Actinopteri, Gadiformes, Gadidae. The record is from RefSeq and is a predicted model, not a curated record. The coding region runs from base 355 to 4200 and encodes 1281 amino acids. The transcript has 4 exons. Gene Ontology annotation, molecular function: calcium ion binding. Gene Ontology annotation, biological process: homophilic cell-cell adhesion.
UUUUGGUGCGGGGCGGGCCGAGACAGACAGCGGCGCGCAGGGAGAGAGACGCACGCACAACGGAGAGCUGCGCCUUUUCUUUCAGACAUCCUCUCCUCUCAUUCACUGGCGCACACAAAGGACGGGCGAUCUGGAUGCAGCCUACGCGCAACAGAUCCGUCUGUAAAGAAGAAAUAGAAGAAGGAAAACGUCUCCGAAUGUUCUUUUCUGGACUUAAACCAAAGCAAAGCGAUUUCUUUGAACGUUUGAUAUCUACUCUGUGGCUUUCCUUUCUAUGCGGACGUCUGCAGGCAGAGAAUAACAACCCAAAUUGAUCAUGAAAUACUUUUGAAGGGACAUCGAAUUUUUUCCCCCAUGUUGUGCUGCCCGUCUUGGUCGGGGAAGAUGGGUCCACAGAAUAACCAAACCAAAGGAAAUACUUUAUCCACUGCACUAUUCAAAUUCCUGGUUUUGUUCGCAGUUGCACAGUGCGUUAACGGUAAGACAUUGAAAUAUAAAGUUUACGAAGAGCAGAAAGUAGGCACAGUAAUUGCGAGGCUAAAGGAGGACGUAUCUGGGGUUUUAUCCAAAUUACCGACUUCCUUGUCCUUUCGGUUCCGCGCGAUGCAGCGGGGGGACACCUCUUUCCUCUCGGUCCGGGAGGACGAUGGGGAGAUAACCAUAGCCGCCAAAAUAGAUCGAGAAAAGCUGUGUGAGAAAAACCUCAACUGCUCUAUCGAGUUCGACGUGGUUACGCUGCCCACAGAGUAUCUCCAGCUCUUCCACGUGGAAGUGGAAGUGUUGGACAUCAACGACAACUCUCCGCACUUCUCUCGCGCCAUCAUCCCAAUCGAGAUCUCGGAGAGUGCGUCGGUAGGGACGCGGGUGCCGCUGGACGGCGCCACGGACCCGGACACGGGAGAAAACGCGCUACACACCUAUUCCUUGACCACCAAUAACUUUUUCAAAAUCGACGUGAGGACGAGAACGGAUGGGGCUAAGUAUGCGGAGUUGGUAGUGAUGCGAGAUUUAGACCGCGAAGUUCAGUCCAGCUACCAGCUCCAAUUGACGGCCUCUGAUAACGGCGUUCCUCCAAAAUCGGGUUCGACUUUGCUCAAGAUCAGCAUCUCCGAUUCCAACGACAACAGCCCCGCUUUCGAUGAGCAAGCUUAUGUAAUCGAUUUCCUGGAGAAUUCUCCCCUGGGAACUCUGAUCAUUGAUUUGAACGCCACGGACCCAGACGAGGGAACCAAUGGUAAAAUCGUUUACUCUUUCAGCAGCCACGUCUCCCCAAAGAUAUUGGGAACAUUUAAGAUUAACCCGGAAAAUGGUCACAUUACGCUUAUCAGAAAGGUGGACUAUGAAACAACGUCUUCCUAUGAGCUGGACGUGCAGGCUCAGGACAUGGGUCCAAAUUCAAUUCCAGGACUUUGCAAAAUAGUAGUGAAAGUGGUCGACGUGAACGACAACAAACCCGAGAUCAACAUCAACCUGAUGACGACGGGGAAAGAGGAGGUGGCCUACAUCUCAGAGGGGGCGCCCGUGGACACCUUCAUAGCGCUGGUGCGCGUGCACGACAGCGACACGGGAGCCAACGGAGAGGUGACGUGCCGUCUGCACGGCCACGGCCACUUCCGGCUGCAGAAGACCUACGAGAACAACUACAUGAUCCUCACCAACGUGUCCCUGGACCGGGAGAAGCGCUCAGAGUACAGCCUGACGGUGAUCGCCGAGGACCGCGGCUCCUCCAGCCUCUCCACCAUCAAACACUUCACCGUCCAGGUGCUGGACGAGAACGACAACCCGCCCCGCUUCGAGAAGAGCCGCUACGAGGUGUUCAAGUCGGAGAACAACUCCCCCGGGGCCUACCUGAUGACGGUGGUGGCGUCCGACCCCGACCUGGGCACCAACGGCCAGGUCACCUACACCGUGGCCGACGCCAUGGUCCAGGGCAGCCCCAUCUCCACCUACGUCACCGUCGACCCCUCCAACGGGGCCGUCUACGCCCUGCGCAGCUUCGACCACGAGGACGUGAGCCGCGUGGCCUUCACCGUGCAGGCGCGGGACGGCGGGAACCCCCCGCUGAGCGCCAACGCCACCGUGCUGCUGUCGGUGCUGGACGAGAACGACAACGCGCCCGUGGUGCACGCCCCCCCGCUGCGGAACCACACGGCCGAGCUGCGCCUGUGGCGGUACGCCUCGCCGGGCCAGCUGGUCACCGCCAUCAAGGCCUCGGACCGCGACGCCGGCGCCAACGGCGAGCUGAGCUGCGCCAUCACGGGGGGCAACGAGGACGGGCUGUUCGCGAUGGACGCGCGGCGCUGCGAGCUGCGCACCAACGCCAGCCUGGAGCAGGUGGCCAAGGAGGUGCUGGAGCUCCGGGUGGAGGUGCAGGACCGUGGCACCCACCGGCUGGCGACCGGCGCCGUGCUCCGGCUGACCCUGCGGGACACGGCCGAGGCGCCCCCGGCGGCGUCGGACCCCACCAGCUCCAGCCAGCCCGCCCUGGACCUCUCGCUCAUCGUCAUCAUCUCGCUGGGCGCCGUGUGCGCCCUGCUGCUCGCCGUCAUGGUGAUGUUCGCCACGGCCCGCUGCAACCGCGAGAAGAAGGACCCGCGCCACAACUACAACUGCCGCGCCGCCGAGAGCAGCUACCAGCACCACCCCAAGAAGCCCGCCCGGCAGAUCCACAAGGGGGAGAUCACGCUGGUGCCCACCGUCAACGGGACGCUGCCCGUGCGAGCCCACCCGCACUCUCCCGCCGCCUCCCCCGCCCCGGGGGACCGGGGCGCCUUCGGGAGCCGGGGGAGUCACCACAGCCGGCAGUCCCUCAACAGCCUAGUAACCAUCUCCUCCAAUCACGUGCCGGAACAGUUUGCGCUGGAGCUGGCUCAUGCCACCCCCCCCGUUGAGCAAGUCUCACAGCUUCUGUCCAUGCUCCAUCAGGGCCAGUACCAGCCAAGACCUAACUUCAGAGGCAACAAAUACACAAGGAGCUAUAGAUACGCGCUGAAUGAGAUGGAUAAGUUUAGCCUGAAGGACAGCGGUCGUGGGGACAGCGAGGCGGGCGACAGCGACUACGAGCCCGGCAGAGAAUCUCCAAUGGACCGCCUCUUGGGUGAGGGCUUUUCUGAGCUGUACGCCCCUGACGGCCACCAGCACAGAACGCAUGCAGCCAUGCGGCUGUGCACAGAGGAGUGCCGGGUCCUCGGCCACUCGGACCAGUGUUGGAUGCCCCCGCUGGCCUCGCCCGCCGCCGCCGCCGCCGCCUCGGACUACCGGAGCAACCUGUACAUCCCCGGGGAGGAGGCGCCCGCCCGGCCCGCCCUGGAGAAGACCCCGCAGCCCUGUACCGACGCCGGGCCGGCCCGGGGCCACCAGAGCUUCAGCACCUUCGGCAAGGACACCGAGGGGGACGAGGCGGGGGAGGCGGGGGAGGCGGGGGAGGGCCGUCGGGCGGCCGGCGGCGGGGGGGAGGGUGCGGAGGAGGAGGAGGACCUGUGCGGCACGGGCUCGCUGCUGUCGGAGAUGAGCAGCGUGUUCCAGCGGCUGCUGCCCCCGUCGCUGGACGCCUACGCCAAGGCGAGCGAGGGCCAGAGGGCAACCAGCGUGAGCGGCGUGGGGGUGCCCAUGACGGGCUCCCUGGACCGCAAGAGGGGCCCCCUCCCGGGGAAGCCCAGCGCCUCGGUGCACCAGCAGGGGGUGGCGGCCUGGGCGGCCAACACCCACUUCCAGAACCCCGGGGGCAACGUGGGGCUGCAGGGUCAGCACCACCACCACCCCCACCACCACCACCUCCACCUGCACCACCUCCCUCACCACAACGGCAGCUACCACACGCUGAAGCCCAGCGCCAAGCUCUCGGGCUCGCAGGGCGGCCCCCACAAGGGCUCCCAGGCGCCGAAAAACAGCCCCCAGAACCACGCCGGCGCCGGGCCCCUGGUCCCUGUGGCGUCGGUGAGCCUGGGGGCCCCCGCCCAGCAGCAGCAGCCCCCCCCGGCGGCCCUGGGGCCCGCAACGGCCUCGGCGCCCCCGCCGGGACCCUCGUCCAAGUGGCUCCCCGCCAUGGAGGAGAUCCCGGAGAACUUUGAGGAGGACGACUUUGAGGCGGCGCUGGGCCAGCUGCAGGGGAAGCACAGCGACAGCCGCCACGAGCUGAUGGACGCCAGCGAGCUGGUGGCCGAGAUCAACAAGCUGCUGCAGGACGUCCGGCAGAGCUAGGCCCCGGGAGAGACCCCGGUAGCUGGGCCCCGGGGGGCCCCCCAGAGAGACCCUGAUAGCUAGGCCUUGAGUACCAAGAGAGACCCUGAAAGCUUGGCCGGGGGGCCCCUAAGAGAGACCCUGAAAGCUUGGCCGGGAGGCCCUCCAGAGAGAACAUGAUAGCUAGGCCCUUGGCCCCCAGAGAGACCCUGAUGGCUUGGCCCUGGGGCCAAGAGAGAGAGAGAGAGACCCUCAUCAUGAAUAUUUAAUACUUAUAUUAGGCUCCGCCCUGUUAGGGCGGGGUCCUGCCAUAUUUAUCGUGACCAAGUCGUUUAUUUGGCCGAAAAAAAGAAUGAAGAAAUUAAGUCAGAAAUGAAGACCUGCAAUUGUCGUUAAAGUUGCAUUUCUAAUAUAAUUGUGUUUUGUGAAUGCUAAAUAUCCCAAAAAAAUGUUUGUAUUUGCUUGUUUGGUACACAAUGUACACUCUGUGACUGUAUUUAUCUUUGUAUUUUAAAAAUACAUUUGUUUACUUAUAUUUAUAAAAAGAAAUGUAUAUAAACAUAAUCAGAAGUCUAUUUUUAUAUAUUGAUUGCAUGAUAAGUACUAAGUAAAUCAAUACUUUGACAUGCGAUUGACAUUCUCCAUAUUUAAAAAUGUAUUUUGUAUUGUGAAUCUUUUUUAAUCGUCACUAUAUGUACACAACAAUAUAUUAAUUAUUGAAAACCAUGUCUUUGUGGAAUAAUGUUGGGAAGUAAAGGUUCAAAAAUAAAAGACACAAGUGAAACUGAU